This is a messenger RNA of Trichosporon asahii var. asahii CBS 2479, 1311 nucleotides long. RefSeq lists its product as uncharacterized. Bases 1 to 1311 code for a protein of 436 amino acids. NCBI's taxonomy places the organism in Eukaryota, Fungi, Basidiomycota, Tremellomycetes, Trichosporonales, Trichosporonaceae. The record is from RefSeq and is a predicted model, not a curated record. The transcript has 2 exons.
AUGCCUAAGGCCCCGAAGCUUCCCAUCACGCGCGGCAGGUCCAGGACUCCGUCCCCGUUCGAGGUUCCAGAUCGUGCCGAGUCCCCUCGUGCCGAGUCCCCCGUCGAGAAGCUCAAACCAAAGAACAAGGCUCGCAACUUCGUUAUCGACGCAUUCCAGUACGCGAUUUUCGAAACCUUGAAGCCCCGCAUCACCUACUUGGUCUCCGAUACGACGAAUGAGGUCAAGAAGUCCGAACUUUGGAGCGGCGACCUGUUUGGUGUGAGCUGCAAAAAUUGCUUCGACGCCGAAAAGGAAUGCGAAUACACCAACGUAAAACCCUUGGAGUUCAGGGAUAACGGCCAGGUGGUGAUGCGCCUCGGUACAUGCAAGUGCUGCGGGUCACAGCGCCGCGCCUGCGACCCGCCGGUCUUCCAAGCGCCUCCGACGAAGAGUGCCAUUCAGAAGCGCAACUCUCGCGACAAGCCGGAGAACGGCGGCUCAGGCGAAGGCCUUGAGGAGGUCCCUGAGGGUGACAGCCCCCCCCGCUUCAAAGGCAGCACCACCCCGCUCGCCACGCCUAACCCCCGCUGCUCUGAUCACAAGGGGUGCUUCAAGAGGGAGUACAGCACAGUCCACAAGCGAAACCCUCCUCCUAGCCUCUUCAAUCCCAAGACGAUGGAGCAUGAGGCGUCAUUGCUUGUGGCGCCCCUCCCGAUGGCCGACGUCUCGUCCUGCACGUCGUCCAGCUCGUCAUCCAGUGCGUCGUCCAGCUCGUCAUCCAGUGCGUCGUCCUGCGCGUCGUCGUGCGCGUCGUCCUGCGCCUCGUCGCGCGCCGCGUCGCCUGAGCCUCAACCAUCGCCCAGUCUUCCCAUCAAAGACCUCGAUGCUGUUCACUUGUUGCUCACCCUCCGCAACCCGCGUGCGCCUCCUCGUGAGGUCACGCCCCCUCCUGCUUCGCCCACUGCGUCUGUCUCCUCCGUCUGCUCGUUCGAGUCCGACUGUUCCCCCCCGCAGUCGCCGGUGAUGCCACAGCUUUCGCUGCUCGGCUCUUCCCGUCCCGACGACUCCGAGCACUCCUACUGCUCCUCCGAGGGCUCGUCCUCCUCCGAGCUGGUGACUCCACCUCUUCAGCAGUCUCUCCGCCUUCCUCCGGACCUUCCCGUCCCCUGGCUGAGCCGCAAGGACAAGGCGCCUCUCCGCCCGACCUUCUCUCCCCCGCCUGUCCGCUCGACCUACACCCCGCCCACGGGUUUCCCCAUGCUGUCGAUCCCUAGCGACGCGGUGCCUCUCCCCGACAGCCUCCGAGCCUGCGCGCUCUUCCAUCCUUAA